CCUAGAUCUUUGUAUCGGGGUGUGAUACGUGUCUAUGAUGUUGCUGAGACAUACGAUCCCUCACGUGUCCUCCGUCAGUUUGGCUACAGACAGGUGAUUCCUGAUCCUGUUGUUCUACCAUUUGAUGUCAGUCGACCUGCUGUUGGGACCUAUAAGGUCAUCUUUGGAGCAGGGAUUGUUCAACUUUGGGGGACUCGCGGUCAGUUGAUCAAUCUGGAUGCCUUCUCCACACCUUUUGAUGACACCGGAGAUGUUGACCCAUUGUACUUUAAGUGGUACACAGAGCGCACCCACCUACACAUUGGCCCCUCCAGAGAUGGUGAGCAGCAGGAGUCGGCGCCAUUGACGCAUGAGAUUGUAAGUUUGAAUUCUUUUUCGUUUUGGUUUAUUGAUAGUGAUCUCUUGCUUUUCGUUUUUGUAACACUUAAGUUUAUUCCUUGGACAUUGCAGCUAGCGUGUCAGAUUAUUGAUGGCAUUGAUCUCUUGCUUCGUGCUCCUGAUGAGGAUCUUGACAGGUUGGGUGCCUAUGGUUAUUUGGUUCGACGGGUUCGUGACAAGUACGUUGACUUUAGGGAACAGAGACCGUAUCGCCCAUUCGCCUAG
This is a messenger RNA of Linum tenue, 603 nucleotides long. The record is from the annotation of a GenBank genome assembly. NCBI's taxonomy places the organism in Eukaryota, Viridiplantae, Streptophyta, Magnoliopsida, Malpighiales, Linaceae.